This is a messenger RNA of Parnassius mnemosyne (clouded apollo), 3228 nucleotides long. Lineage: Eukaryota; Metazoa; Arthropoda; Insecta; Lepidoptera; Papilionidae. The record is from the annotation of a GenBank genome assembly.
AAAUGUCAAAAAAUUUAUUCUGUGUGUGAAUCUCAUCGUCUGCCGUUUUUUUAGGAUACUUCUUUACAUAUUGCGUAUUUAUAACUUGAUAAUCGGUUUAAAAUAUGAAAACUGUGUUUAUUGAAUACAGUAGAAAUUUCUAGAAUAUAGUAGGAAAUAAAUUAUUGUACGAUAAUUUUUUAUACAAUUGAAAAUGUCUAACACGGAAGAAGCUAUAGAUGUUGCAGAGGUCGGAGAAAAUUCCAACGAGUCGUCAAGUGACACAACUUCUUCCAGAGGUAAAGAGGGCGACUUUGAAAGUAAAAUUGAAACCGAUCGUUCCAAAAGAUUUGAGUUUUUAUUAAAACAAACUGAAAUUUUUUCACACUUUAUGACUAAUACUUCAAAGUCUGGAAGUAGUCCUCCAAAAGCUAAAGCUGGGCGACCUAAAAAGAUCAAAGAACCUGAACUAUCUGGAUCUACUGGAGAGCAGAAGUUUGAACGAAUAUCAAGUUAUACAAUUGCUGGGCGAUGGAAACUUCUCCGACAUCGAAGAUUUUGAGGACGACGACGACGAAAUCCAACCCAGCACUUUCGAAAAUCUUCAGUUGGAUGAUCCAGAGCCUGAACCACAGCUGUCUGUAGCACCGGAGCCGGAACCGAUGCAAGAUACUCCUGGACCAUCACAACUAACUCCGCGCCCUCGAUCUUUACGGCCACCUUCUCGAAAGAGAGUUUGGAAGCAGGUACCUUUCGACGAUUGUAGUCAUGACUAUGCUCCCUUGCCCGUUACUCCGGUCAGGACUCCAAUGGAGUAUUUCUCCGACUAUUUCAACAGAGAGUUUUUUGAUGAAAUUGCCAGAUGCACAAACAUGUACCAUCACAGAAAAACGGGCCUGGAACUGAAACUUACAACAGUUGAAGUAGCCAGAGUUUUUUCAAUACACAUCAUCAUUGGAUGUAUUCCCUACCCCCGUGUCCCGAUGUAUUGGAGAGGUGGAAUAAAACUGGAUAUAAUAACUCAACAAAUGGCUCGUGACAGGUUCUUGACUGUCCGCAAUGCAUUGCACAUCGUAGAUGCUGAUGAAGCUCCGCCAAGUAAUAGUAACAAUCCACUGUGGAAAGUACAGCCGAUGAUUGACCGGUUAAAAUUAGCCUGUAACAAACUUGAAACAGUUCCUGGCUUCUACUCCAUUGACGAGCAAAUGGUACCAUUUACUGGCAGAUGUGUACUUCGCCAGGUAGUCCGAAAUAAGCCGCGCCCGGUGGGUUUGAAGAACUUUGUGCUGACCUCAAGUGAAGGCUUGAUGCUAGACUUCGACAUAUAUCGAGGAGCUAAAACCAUGUUUGCAGAUACAUCUCUUGGACUUGGAGCUUCUGUGGUUCUGCAUCUGGUGAAAAGUGUACCGCCUGGAAGCUGUGUCUACCACGACAGAUAUUUUACGACUGUUCCGCUAAUUGAAGAGAUGACAAAGAGGAAUCUUCACAGUACGGGAACAAUCAUGUUCAACAGGAUCCCUGACCGUACUGCGAUUAAAUUUAAACCAGAUGCUAGAAUGGCUCGCGGAGAAUCACAGCAGUACGUUUGCGGACCGACUGUCGUCGUCAAAUGGAAAGACAAUAAGUCCGUUCUAAUGGCGUCAAACUGCACCGGCUCGUCCUCAUCUUCAAUCGUCAAGAGAUGGGAAAAACACUUGAAGAUGUACGUAGACGUACCUGUCCCAAAAGUAGUCGAGCAUUACAACCAACACAUGGGGGGUGUUGAUGUUCUGGACCAGCAGAUGGAGUAUUAUCGGACAUUCAUCAAAACAAAGAAAUGGACACUGAAAGUACUGAUACACUUUCUUGACUUGGCAAUUGUCAAUUCUUGGCGACUGUAUCGUAAUGAUUGUAUGGCAAAUAAAUUAAGCAGGAGGGAAAUUUUGCCCUUGUUAGACUUCCGCAUGAACAUUGCUGAUGGAUUGUCAAGUUUGCCGGCAAGAAACCGGCCAUCGACGAGCAAUAUUGAAAAUGAACCGCCGCUGGAUGAAAAUGAAUCUCCUCUUCCGAAAAGACAGUACAGACCAGCAAACAAGCCGUCUGAAUCAAAGUGGUAUGAUGGAUACGAACAUUUUCCAGUGUUCGACGAAAUAAAAGCACCUAGAAUGUGCAGGUACGAAAAUUGUACCAGUCGCACAAAGGUACGCUGCACAAAAUGCGACACGUAUUUGUGUAUCGCACGUGGCAAAGAGUGUUUCAAGUCUUACCAUACCAGAGGAUGAUCUGAUAUUUCUUUAUUCCUGAUUUGCUUUAGAAGCUUAUCUUCACGCACAAUCCCUGACGGGGUAGCCAGAGAGAACAGAUCGCCAAGUGUCACGAUCCUUACAUAUCUCUUUCGCUUCUUUCAGAUUCAUUAUCUUCUUCAUACAUGCACGUCUAGGUAUCCGAGUACUCUUGACCCUACCCUCUUCGAGCAAUUUGCUCACAUGGUCUUCGAAAGUUAGUCUCGGUCUACCUCGACACCUUUUAAUAUUAACUUUCGCGCUAUAUAUUUUCUUCACCAUUCGGUCUUCACUCAUUCGCUCAACGUGCCCAAACCACCGAAGCACGCUCUUAUCAAUUUUUGUGAUAAGGUCAUCUUUCAAACCUGCCAUAUUGCGAAUCUCUUCGUUUCGCUUUCGGUCGGCCAUAGUAACGCCGCACAUUUUACGAAGAGAUCGCAUCUCCACUGCAUUCAACUUACUUUUAUGCUUCUUCUGGCAUACCCAGGUUUCGCUGCCAUAUAACAAAGUCGGUACCAACACUGCGUUAUGUAUUGCAAGGCGUGCACUCUUCGCUACGCCUUGCCUUUUGACUAACGCAGUCAGGGCACCAUUGACUUUGUUCCCGGCAGCGACACGCCUGUCCACAUCUAAAUCACAUCUUCCAUCCCGGCUAAAAGCACUCCCCAAGUAUACAAUUUCAUUUACCUGUUCUAGACAUUCCUGAUUUACCCAUAUUUCACACUUCGUUCUCUCUUCGUCCCUUUCAAAUACCAGAACCUUAGUUUUAUUAGCAUUCAAACGGAGACGGAGGCUUUAGAAGCAUUAAUUAAAAUUAUAUUUUUAUUGUAGCGUACAACUUUAAAAGUUUGUUUUGUUUUGUAUAUAUUUUACAGAAAAUUUUGUAUCAUGUUGCCAAAGGCACGAAUUAAUGUUUAGUUCUAAAAAAAAAUUAUAUGAGACUGAAUGAUUAAAAUAACUAAAUAAUUAAUAAAGAGGCUGAUUAAGU